Messenger RNA from Fusarium odoratissimum NRRL 54006, 3594 nucleotides. RefSeq lists its product as uncharacterized. The record is from RefSeq and is a predicted model, not a curated record. NCBI's taxonomy places the organism in Eukaryota, Fungi, Ascomycota, Sordariomycetes, Hypocreales, Nectriaceae. The transcript has 3 exons. The coding region runs from base 1 to 3594 and encodes 1197 amino acids.
AUGAGAACGUCCCUCUUUUACGCCCUUAACGGGGCCCUCGGGGUUGUAGCCCACGAGUCGCUUGCCCAUUUCAAGAUUGAAUCCGGUAAAGAAGAGCAUCGCUCUCUUGAAGGAUGUUCAAAGGAUGGCAAGCACAAGUGGGUUCCCGACCCUGCGACAUUUGUCUUCCCUGAGAACGACUAUAAGCCUGGCAACUCCUGGGAUCUCUGUGUCGGCACAUCUCAUUGCGCCCCCCACGAGGCCUUGACUCAGGUUUCCUUCGAUUUCAAGGACAACGGCAUCGUCUUCAACUUCAAGCAUAUCGAUCACUACAAGUACGAAGAUGUAGCCGUCUACAUCGAGCGUGGUCAGCCUCCCACAGAGGACUCUUUCAAGUACAACAAGAAGAGCGACCACUGCAAGGCCAAGAACGACUACAAGGAGGCCAAGUGCUUGGUCCCCUUUUUCUCCCUCUCGGAUGGCGGCUCUUACGGCGACCUCUGUCCCCUCGAGGACAAUGGAGGCUGGAGACUUUACAUCAAGGUCAAGGCUACCAUUUCCCACGGGCACAAGAAGUACGAGCUCUACAGCCGCUCUCCUGACAUUAACGAGAAGUACUUCGUUCUCAGCUAUACUUGCGCUGAGUGCAAGGAGUACAAGCACAAGAAGAUCGAGUUGAUUGAGGAGAAGGAAGAAGAGGAAGAGGCCGAAGCCGAAGCCGAAGAAUCUGAAGAAGAAAAGAAGUACAAGAAGAACAAGGAAGAAGCAGAGGAAAAGGCCGAGGAAGAGAAGAAGAAGUACAAGAAGAAGAAGGAGGAGGAGGAGGAGGAGGCUGAAGCUCAGGAAGAGGAAGAGAAGAAGUAUAAGAAGAAGAAGGAGGAAGAGGAGGAGGUUGAAGCCGAAGAGGAAGAAGAGAAGCACAAGGAACACCACCAUGAGCAUUACCACAAGCAUCACCAUAACCAUGGUCACAACCAUGCUCAUCGUCAUGGACACAGACACGGUCACCUCCACGGUCACCUCCACAAGGAGCAUCAUCAUCAUGAUCACCGCCAUAAGAAGCAUCAUCAUGACCUUCAUCACAAGGACCAUCAUCAUGAUCCCCAUCACAAGCAUCAUGCCCGUUCAUAUGAUCAUCAUGAUCAUCAUGACCACCAUAAGAACCACGAUCCUGGACAUUACCAUCAUGACCACCACGAUGGCCACAAGCACCACGAUCAUCACGAUCCCGGACAUCAUCACGGUCACCACGGUCAUCAUGGUCAUCACGAUGCUUAUGAUCACUACAAGCUCCAUCACUACUAUGAUCCUAGCAGCCACCGUGACUUCAAUGCUUUCUUGGACGAUUACUUCAAGCACUUCGGCUAUCACUACCACCGCGACGAUCCCGGUCAUCACCAUGGUCACCACGAUGGUCUCCACCAUGAUCCUCACAAGCACCACCAUGGCGAACAUCACGAUGGAAAGCACCACCACUAUGAGCACCAUGAUGGAAAUCAUCACCACAAUGAGCAUCACGGCCAUCAUCAUGUUGAGCACCACAACCAUCACCACGGUCACGACGAGGGUCACAAGCACCACCACGGCGAGCACCAUGAUGGGUACCACCACCACCAUGCGCGUGGCUUGCUUGAGGAUGACGGAGAGAAGCACCAUGGUCACGGACAUAAGCACCAUCACGGACAUCAUCAUGGCCAUAACCACAGCCACGCUCAUGACCAUGUCCACAAGCACCGCCACAAGCACUUUGACGACCAUUACCACUAUAAGCAGCAUCACGUUUACUACGACUAUAAGGAUGAUGGUCACCACGACGGACACCACCAUGGUUAUGAUCAUCACGAUCAUCACGAUCAUCACAAGCAUCAUCACGACGGCCAUCAUCAUGAUCAUCACAAGCACCAUUAUGGUCACCACGACCCUCACCACUAUGGUCAUCACGAUGGCCACCACGGUCACCACCACCAUGAUCCUCAUAAGCAUCACUACAGCCAUGAGUACGACUAUGGCCACCACAAGCGAUCAAUUGAGCACAAGGAUCCAGUUUCUGUCUACUACAAGGAAAAGUCCGAUCACUCUCGUACUCACAUUAAUACUUCCAAGAAGGAAAAGGCAUCUCAGAGUGAGCUCGAGGCCGAGAAGCACAAGAAGCUUUUAGAAGAGGUCAACAAGAAGCACGAGCACAAGUACAAGCACAAGGAUGAUCCUGAGCACCAGUAUCACUCCGAAGAGGACAAGUACAAACAUGAGAAAGAGCACGGGCACAAGUACAAAUAUGGACCUAAGUACGAGCAUGAGCAUGAGCACGAGCAUGAUAAGAGGUCUGCUUCCGUGCAUGGUGGUUACAAGAAGUCCGAGGAAGAGGUCAAAGAGAUUCUGAAGGGACAUUUCCAAGAGGCUCUUAACAAGUUCUACCAUCUUCACUUCGGAAAGAAGGCGCAUAAGCACUACGAGCACGAGAAGCCUGAGGAGAAGCACGACUCUGGCCACUAUAAGCACUAUGAGUACAAGGACGAAGAGCCUGAGAAACACCACUCUGGUCACCACGAGCACAAGGAUCAUGAGCCAAAGGAAGAGCACAAGGAGCACCACUCAAAGGAAGAUGAGCAUGGGCAUGAGCCCAAGAAUUAUCAUCACGAUCAGCAUGAGGAACAUGAGGAUAAGCCUGAAGAGAAGCAUCACUACGACCAUCAUGAGCAUAAGGAGCAUGAACAUGAGCCCACCGGGUACGAAAAGUCCUCCCACUACUCCGCCAAGAAGGCGAGCUUGGAGGAUGAGAAGGAAAAGGCCAAGCACGAGGCUUUGGAGAAGCUUUGGGAUGCCCGCGUCACUCAUGAGCGCAAGUUCAGAGAGAAGCUUUUUGUCAUUGAUGCCGGACACUGGGGUGGUAAGGGCGCCCACAAGCGCUCUCUUGAGUCCAAGUCUAACAAAGCUACCGAGGCUACUGAGUUAGAAGCCAACAGUGCCAAGGUAGAGGAGUACAUUGAGGAGGCUGAGGACAACAUCUCCAACGCUAUCGAGGAGGUCAUCCGAAAGGCUGUUAAGAAGGCCGGUUCAGACCCUACCUCUGGAACUAUCCUCAAGUACGUCAGGAAGGUUGAGAAAGCCAUCAAGAGUAUCAUCGCAGACAACAUCAAGAAGACCAUCACCUACAUCGUCACGAUUGAAGGUGUUGCAGAGCCUGAGGAGGAAGUCGUUAUUGAGUGCCUUGCUCGUGCUAUCAGCGAAAUCAUCAAGGCUGCCGACAAGAUCUUCGCCAAGACCCUCGAGGCUCUGGGUGAUAAUCCUUCAGAUGAGGAGGUCGAACACGCCAUCGAGAAGGUUCUGAAGCUUCUUGAGAAGAUCAUCGACAAGGAAGUCCGCAAGGCCCUCAUUGCCAUCUUCGAGUUGGAGGAGGAGACCGCUGAGACUACUGAGUCCACCGAGCAUGAGAAGUUGGAUAAUCGAAGCAAGGAUGGUAAGCACGAUAAGCGCUCAGAUCCCUAUGACGACACCACGGUCGAGAAGGCUGUUGAAAAGACCGUUGAGAAAUGGGCUGCUAAGUACGUCGAAGCAGAUGAGAAGGAGCAUAAGCCCCUGAAGCGCUCCGUGCGAUUCGCCCGACUCUACAACUGA